AUGUCUGAAAAUAUCGAUGAUUUAUUUAAUGUUUUUGAGGAGGAUGAGACAAAAAAAAACCUAUUAAAUAAUGGCAAAGGAUUCGACGGUCUAAAUGUUAUUCUAGAAGAGCAAAAUGGCCAAGACAAUAUAGACUAUGCAAAUAACAACACAACAGAAGUCGAAAUUAAUGAAAAUGGAAUUGAAAUGGAAAUAAAUUACGAAAGUCCCGAAUAUAAUGCCCCAAUAGACUACAAGAUAAACGUUGACAAUAUAAUAAGCAAUCAUAAAAGUAAUAAUAAAAUAAAAGAUCAAAUUAAACAAGAAAUAUAUAAUGAGAUCGGAAGUAUAAAUGGAAAUAAUAAUUUUUUUAAUAAUAAAAUAAGAAAAAAGAAUGAAGAAAAUAAUCAAACAAAAAACGGAAUAAAAACAAACACACAUAAAGAACCUAUUCGGGAAAAACUAAUUGAAAAUAGCAAGACAAUAAAUAAUGAUGAUGUUUUAGUUUUAGAGGAAUUUGGUAGCGAUGUGAAUUGCAUACAUAAAUGUGUUAGGCCUCAAAGCUAUGUACAUAAUAAAUUAAAUGAAUCUAUAACACCUGCUAGAACAUAUAAAUUUGAGUUAGAUACUUUUCAAAAAAAAUCAAUAGAAUGCUUAGAAAGAAAUGAAAGUGUUUUGGUAUCUGCUCACACAUCUGCUGGGAAAACAGUUAUAGCAGAAUAUGCAAUAGCAUUAGGAUUGAGAGAUAAACAAAGAGUAAUUUAUACAAGUCCUAUAAAAGCUCUAAGUAAUCAAAAAUAUAGAGAUUUGAGUGAAGAAUUUAAAGAUGUAGGAUUAAUUACAGGUGAUAUAUCAAUAAAUCCAGAAGCAUCUAUAAUAGUUAUGACAACAGAAAUUCUGAGAUCUAUGCUAUAUCGAGGAUCUUCAUUAACGAAAGAAGUUAAAUGGGUCAUAUUUGAUGAAAUUCAUUAUAUGAGAGAUAGAGAUAGAGGUGUUAUAUGGGAAGAGACUAUUAUAUUAUUGCCAUUAAUGGUUCGAUUUAUUUUCUUAAGUGCUACUAUACCAAAUGGUAUACAAUUUGCUGAAUGGGUUAGUAGUAUUAAAAACCAAGCAUGUCAUAUUGUGUAUACAGAUUAUAGGCCUACGCCUCUUCAACAUUAUAUUUAUCCUACAUCUAGUGAAAGUGUAUUUUUAAUAUGUGAUGAAAAUAAAAAUUUUAAAAAAGAUAAUUUUAUAAAGGCGGUUAACGCACUGAAAGAUAAAAGCACGUUAGAUGAAAACAACCAUAGUGGUGGUAAUAAUAAAUUUAAUAAACGUAUGAGAAAAAAUACAUAUGACAUUGAAAAAAUUGUUCAAAUGUGUCACUCUCGUAAUUAUACUCCUUUAAUUAUUUUCGCAUUUUCAAAGAAAGAAUGCGAAGUUAAUGCUACAACAUUAAAUAAAGUUAAUUUAACUGAUGAUUCAGAAAAAGAAGUCAUAAAAGAAUUAUAUGAAAAUGCUAUUCAAAUAUUAGCAGAUGACGAUAAAGCAUUACCACAAGUGCAGUUUAUUUUACCACUAUUGUUAAGAGGAAUUGGUAUACAUCAUGGGGGAUUAUUACCAAUAAUUAAAGAAAUUAUAGAAAUUAUGUUUCAAGAAUCAUUAUUAAAAGUUUUAUUUAGUACUGAAACAUUUUCUAUGGGCAUAAAUAUGCCAGCUAAAACAGUCGUAUUUACAUCAUUAAAAAAAUUUGAUGGGGUAGAAAAAAGAUUAAUAACAUCAGGUGAAUAUAUUCAAAUGGCGGGAAGAGCUGGAAGAAGAGGAUUAGAUGAUAGAGGGAUUGUUAUUAUUAUGCUAGAUAGCCCAUUACAUUGGAAAGAUGCUGAAAAAUUGUUUGUAGGUGAAGCUAAUCGAUUAAUCAGCCAAUUUCAUUUAGGUUAUAAUAUGAUAUUAAAUUUAUUAAGAAUCGAAGGUAUUACACCAGAAUUUAUGAUCGAAAGAUCUUUUAUUCAAUAUCAAAUGAAAAAAAAUCUUUUUGAACAAAUCUUUGCAUCAAAAAAAGUUGAACAAAAAAGUCAAGAAAUUUUAAAUAUAUUGAAAAAUAUUUAUUUAGAUCAAAAUGGGGAAGAGUUUACUAAAGCGUAUUUAUUAAAUAAAGUUAAGACAAACGAUGUAGAAACAAUUUUAAAAAUUACUAAUGUAAAAAAUGAAGGAACACCUAAUUUACUUCAAAAUAACGAUCCAAAUGAUUCCAAAACAAUAAAUGAUUAUAAUAAUAGUGAAGCUUCAAACCCCGAACUCAAAAAUUAUAUUACUACAUUUUCUGAAAUAUCUAAUUACUACACAACACGAAAUGUACUUGUUGAACUAGGGGAAAAUUAUAGAUCAUUAUUAACAUCUAAAAAAAACAUAGCUCAAUAUUUGACCAUGGGCAGGUUACUAUAUGCUGUUGAGGAUGACUUGAAGUGGGGUUGGUGUAUUUGUAUUGAAGGGAAAAUUACUGAAGAAAAAUAUAACAAUAAUAAUAAGAAUAAUAGUGCAGGACAUAAUCGUAAUACAAGAAAUAGCAAUCAUAUUAUUGGCUAUGAUACCAACCACACCAAUAGUUCCAACGAUACAAAAUUUAAUAAAAAAAACUCCAUGGAAGAUAAUAAAAAUAAUGCAAAUAUAUUAGUUGUAGAAUGCUUAGUUCCCUAUGUUCAAAACAAAAAACGAAAAUUGCCACAAAAUGAUGAUGAUGAUGAUGGUGAAAAUUCCAAAAAAAGGGAUUUAGAAUUUUUACCAGCUCAUGAUAGAUUAAAAGCUCAAUGGAAAGUCAUGACAUUUUAUAUAAAAUGCAUAUAUCAAAUAUCGGCAGUUGUUUUAAAUAUAGAAAAGCCAUUUGAUAAAUAUUCUGAAGAAGAAAUUGAAAAAGUUAGAAAUAAAUAUAAUACUAUGGUAAGCUGCUUAAAAGGCGAAAAGAAUAUACCAGUUAUUAGUCCAAAUCAAAUGAAUAUUAAAGAUGAUACAUUUUUUAAAAUUGUUAAAAAGAUUUAUUAUCAUGAAAAUUUAUUAAAUAAAAAUAAAUUAUUAAAUAAUAAAAAUUUAAAUAAAUAUUAUCAAUUAUAUAGUAAAUAUGUUGCUUUGCAAUUUGAAAAAAACAUACUCGAUAACAGUAUUGAACAAUGCAGAUUUAUUGUCUUAAAAAAGGAAUUAAAUAAUAUGCUCAUUUUAUUAGAAAGCUUAAACUAUAUUGAAAUUACAUAUAAAACUCAUGAAAAAAAUCAAACAAAUGAUCAACCAAAUCGUUCCGAAAGCGAAAAUUACCAAAACCAAAUUGAUGGAAACAACGAAAAUUUGCUUACACAAAGUGACACCCAUAAUGAUAUCACUAAUAAAAAUAAUAAUGACGAAAAAAACUAUAUUGUUACAAUGAAAGGACAAAUAGCUAGUGCAAUUUUAAGUGUGGAUGAAUUAGUUAUAUCUGAAUUAUUUUUUUCGAAUUUUUUCAGUAAAUACACUUAUGAUUAUAUAUGCGCAUUCCUAUCAUGUUUUGUAUAUGAUGAGUCAGCAGGUAAAGAAAUUACCAUUAACGAUCCUAUACUUAUCGAAGGAUAUCAGCAAAUAACAAAAACAGCAACAGUAAUAGCUAAUAAAAUGAAUCAAUGUGGAAUGAAUAUAAAUGUAAAAGAAUAUUUGGAGAAAUUUAAAUCAGCCAUUAUGCCUAUUGUUUUGUUAUGGGCUCGUGGCCACUCCUUCAUGGAUAUUCUCGCGGAUUCACAAAUAUAUGAAGGAUCAAUAAUAAGAACAUUAAGGCGUUUGGAUGAACUGCUAAGACAAAUGAUUUGUGCAUUUAGAGGAAUUAAUAAUGAUAAUAUGUGUGAAACCUUAACCACCGCUACAAAAAAGUUGCGCCGGGGAAUUCCAUUUUCACCGUCCCUCUAUUUAUAA
Molecule: messenger RNA, 3888 nt
Organism: Plasmodium vinckei vinckei
Lineage: Eukaryota; Apicomplexa; Aconoidasida; Haemosporida; Plasmodiidae
Product: ATP-dependent RNA helicase, putative
Exons: 2
Coding region: 1-3888 (1295 amino acids)
Biological process (GO): maturation of 5.8S rRNA; RNA catabolic process
Cellular component (GO): nucleus
Molecular function (GO): RNA binding; ATP binding; RNA helicase activity
Source: RefSeq, a predicted model, not a curated record